Coniophora puteana RWD-64-598 SS2 is the source of this 429-nucleotide messenger RNA. RefSeq lists its product as uncharacterized. The transcript is spliced from 10 exons. Bases 1 to 429 code for a protein of 142 amino acids. The record is from RefSeq and is a predicted model, not a curated record. NCBI's taxonomy places the organism in Eukaryota, Fungi, Basidiomycota, Agaricomycetes, Boletales, Coniophoraceae.
AUGGCAGAGCUCUCACGGGAAGACUUUGAGUACGCUUUACGAAGUAUUCAAAUAGCCAACUAUGUAUUCGUCUCAACAGUCUGCCUCUGGGUCUUUUUCCUCCACAAGGCAAAGAGGGGCAAGCUGAAGCUCUUGUACGUCAUCGUCCUUGGUUCAACGCUGUGCGUGAUUGCAAUAGACGGAUAUGUGAAUCUCAAAAAUAGCUCACCUCAGGUUUGUAAUACGAUUUCGAUGCCAGAAUCAGCUAUUUCUGCAUUGUUGGUUGUCUGCACGCAAAGAUUUAUGGUCGGAUGUUUCCCCGAAAAGCAAGGGAACUAUAUCGUAAUCAUCUUUGGCCUCUUACUUAUCCUAGACCUAGGUUUAGUGACUGUGAACAUUGUAAUGAUGCUUUCGCUCAAGUACGGAUACAGCGGAUUGCUUGGCGAGUGA